UCUAAUAAAAAAAGCAAGAAACGAAGAGAAACAAAAAUAUCCUGAAACCGGAGUCAGGUAGUGGAAUCCACAAAAUUAAUGGCGGGGGCGAACGGUGGAGGAGUCGACGUGGAGGUUAGCGAAGGCGCGGUCAAACUGAUCCAGCGAGAGGACGAGACUCUGUUGGGUGUCGUCAACCGUUUGAUUGGUGCCAUUUUGUUUCCGGACCCCAGCAGUGGUGCUCCGCUGUUUCACCGGAUCAAGACCUCUCUCGCCGAGAAUGGUCCGCUCUUUCGGGAAGCUUCUAGAAACACCGGACGCAGCGUUCGUAUCUGGACUCGUCAGGGAAGUCCUCUCCGAGCACUCCUCGUCAUCUCUGUUGGCACAAUCACUCUUUUGGCUUUGACAGGAUUGCUUGUCUUCAUGCUUUUUUUCCUGGCAGCAACUUUCAAUGCCAUUGUUAUCUCGCUUUUAUUAUCUUUGGCAGCUGCAGGAGGAUUCUUGGCCUUCUUCUUUACCUGUAUAGCAGCUAUAUACAUUGGAGCACUAUCAGUUGCCGUUUUUGUUGUUUCCGUGACAACAAUUUCUGCGAUUAUAGCUGUUCUGAUAACUACAGGUUGGAUUGGAUUCUUUUGGUUCGUGUGGCUGGCAAGUAAGAAAAGUCUUAGCCUUGCUAAGCACUCACUCAGCGUGACUGGUUCGACCAUUUCAGCUUACUCUUAUGCAAGGCCUGCUCGCCAUCCUCAAUCUGAAGACAAGGUUUACAGUUCAACUGUAAUGUAAGUAACGUAAAUAAAGUGUCUGUAUGUGGAAGCAGCUGAUAUAUAUGCAUAUGUUAUUUCUUGACGGCGUUGGUUACAUAUGUUUUGAAAGGAUGACAUAUUUGUCCCAUACUAGUAAGCAUAGUAGGUCUGGUAGGUCUUUCUACAUUAUUGUAUAUAGGCUAUCCACACUUGUCUGUUUCCUGGUCCAUGUAACCUCUAUUUGUAUCUCUAUAUACCCUGAGUUGACUGCAGAUGUGAAAUAGCACUAGCAUAUGAAUAUGCUGUAUUUACUUCUGUCAAGGAGUUAUGUUUUGCUCGCUUUA
Molecule: messenger RNA, 1066 nt
Organism: Rosa rugosa (rugosa rose)
Lineage: Eukaryota; Viridiplantae; Streptophyta; Magnoliopsida; Rosales; Rosaceae
Exons: 3
Coding region: 79-762 (227 amino acids)
Source: RefSeq, a predicted model, not a curated record